Molecule: messenger RNA, 982 nt
Organism: Ilex paraguariensis (yerba mate)
Lineage: Eukaryota; Viridiplantae; Streptophyta; Magnoliopsida; Aquifoliales; Aquifoliaceae
Source: the annotation of a GenBank genome assembly
CUCCUCUCUCUCUCCCCCCAUGGGUGCUCAUCAGAAUUUCUCUUCUCUUAACUGUGAAUUGAGAAUUUUAAGAGCUAAAAAUAUAGAGUUGAAGUCCACAUGCCACUUGUUUGUCAGGUGUUAUCUAUCUGCGGGAAAGAAAAGUAGAGUUCAGAUAAACAGCAGAGAAAUAUCAUCCAACUCCGACCUGUUCUGGGAUGAGUUAUUCUCGUUAGAUUGUUUUGGAACCGAAGACUCCGUGAACAUGCUCAUGCAAGGAAAGGUUGUCUUCGAGCUUCGCCGAAGAAACACAGCACCACUUUUUGGAAGAAUUGGACGGUCACAGCUCUUGGGUAAAGCUGAGAUUCCAUGGAAAAGCGUUUCCGAAGCUCCAGAAAUGGAAAUCGAGAAAUGGGUUACGAUGAUUUCGAAGAGUAGGAGUGGCCAUGAAGGUUUCAAGCCACCUGCUGUGAAGAUAGCCAUGAAAGUACAACUGUUAGCAGUUGCAGAGACUGUAAGAAGGAAGAAGAACUGUAGGUUGACGAAGUGGGAUGAGUGUGGGUGCACGGACAGUUGGUGCAACUGUGUGGAUUAUGACAUUUUUGCCCUAGGGGCUGCUUUGGAAGCCUUGGCUCUGCUCACAUCUCUCUUCUCUCCAAAUUCGGCAUCCAUUGUUCCUCUUCUCUCUCUGCUUCCCUCACUUCGGCUUGGUACUCUGUCCCUAGUAGCACACAAUCGUUGGCCACUGUCAACUUAUCAACACCACAAUCGUUGGUCACAUUAUGGAAUGGCAUUGAUUCGACGUGUUCAGCAUUCAUGGGCAAUGUGCAAUCAUAAUGUGUUUGAUGUCACAGUUUUCUUUGUGCUAAAGGAUAAUGCCUCUUGUAUGGAGAUCAAAAUGGAUAAUGAUUUUUAUGGCUAUUUUCCGGUCACUAGGGCUUUCCGAGUGGAUUCUGCAAUAGUAGGCUUUUGUUUGCCCAGAUGCUCAAAAUGGGAACUCUAG